AUUGAUGCAAGAGAAAGAGGCCCAUGAUUUCUCAACACUGUAUAACUGUCUUGUCCCCUCAUUUUACACACACUGCUCAUCUUAAUUUGUCUUCAAACCCCUUUUCCCUACCACAAAAAUCACCACCAUGCCUCUAUCAAGAAACCCCCUCUUCCUCACUUUUGCCCUCACCACAAUCUUCCUCAUUUCCUCCAUCUCAGGUGGGAUUAAGGCAUCAUCAUCAUCAUUUAAAGAUGAGGAGGAGUUGAGGAAGAUGGUGUUGGGUUCAAGGCCACCUGCUUGUGUCAACAAGUGCAUGAGUUGCAGGCCAUGCCAGGCUACUUUGGUAAUUCCACCUCACCAAACCAAGAAAUGGGGAGUAUCUAUAUCAUCUCAUAGAGAAGAUGACACCUACUAUCUUCUAUCUUGGAAAUGCAUGUGUGGGAAUAAGCUUUAUCAACCUUAAUUAUCUCCUAUUUCUACUAUCUUGUAUCAGACUCCACUUUGUGUUUAUUCAAUUAUUUAAUUAUGAAAAUUAACUUAUGUUUGUUGUA
Molecule: messenger RNA, 533 nt
Organism: Salvia splendens (bonfire salvia)
Lineage: Eukaryota; Viridiplantae; Streptophyta; Magnoliopsida; Lamiales; Lamiaceae
Product: EPIDERMAL PATTERNING FACTOR-like protein 6
Exons: 2
Coding region: 128-445 (105 amino acids)
Biological process (GO): stomatal complex development; guard cell differentiation
Source: RefSeq, a predicted model, not a curated record